AUGGUGGAGUCAGGGUCACAAGGUGGAGCUGAGGUAGCUAAAAAAGCUGAGGUAGGCAAAAGAGUUGAGUUGGUUGGAAACAUUGAAAUAAAGGAAGAAGUUGGUUAUGGAAGAAUGAUGGAAUAUUCGAUUUGGCAAGAACUAAUGAAGUUGUUAGGAACUUCUGUACAUCUGAGUAUAGCAUAUCAUAUUGAAUUUGAUGGACAAUCUGAAAGACCAAAAACGUGGGCUCAGUGGUUACCUCUAGCAAAGUGGUGGUAUAAUUCGAGCUACCAUUUUGCUUUGAAAAUGACACCCUUUCAAGCUUUCUAUGGUUAUACUUCUCUAGGGUUUCUAUGGGAUGUUAGCAGCAAAGCUAGGGGACAAGGAUCAAUUAGAGAGAAGGGUAAUGUGAUGAAAUUGUAUGGUGAUCAUAUUGACAUGGUGGAGUCAGGGUCACAAGGUGGAGCUAAGGUGGCUAAAAAAGCUGAGGUAGGCAAAAGAAUUGAGUUGGCUGGAAAUGCUGAUAUAAAGGAAGAAGUAUCAAGUCAGCUUGCAUUCAUAUGUUCUUCUGAAGAAUUUUCUCACAUUUUGAUAGCAAUAACCUGGUUCCAUAUAUUUGAUGAUUCCAUGGUUAGGGUGAACUUGCCAAUGCUUUUGAUCCUGAAAUCAGAAACCAAGUUUAUGAUGAGGCUUACAAUGGAUGCCAUGCCGCAUUGGAUCAAGCACUUGAAGCAAUGA
Messenger RNA from Durio zibethinus, 720 nucleotides. NCBI's taxonomy places the organism in Eukaryota, Viridiplantae, Streptophyta, Magnoliopsida, Malvales, Malvaceae. The record is from RefSeq and is a predicted model, not a curated record.